Messenger RNA from Siniperca chuatsi (mandarin fish), 2442 nucleotides. RefSeq names its product ras-related protein Rab-37-like. The transcript is spliced from 9 exons. Gene Ontology annotation, molecular function: GTPase activity; GTP binding. Lineage: Eukaryota; Metazoa; Chordata; Actinopteri; Centrarchiformes; Sinipercidae. The annotation marks the transcript as partial. The record is from RefSeq and is a predicted model, not a curated record. Gene Ontology annotation, cellular component: endosome; Golgi apparatus.
AGGCAGAAGCCCGCUGACUGUGAUUCACUCCAAAGGAGGAGCGUGGAGAGAGAGAGAGAGAGAGAGAGAAAGAGAGAGAGAGAGAGAGAGAGAGAGAGAGAGAGAGAGAGUUGCGUGGUUGGACAGCUUUUGUUCUCCUCACCACGGUCUUCCGCUGUAAAAGAGCGACUGGAGGACGACAGGAUGGAGCGGAUGGAGUCGAUGGAGCCGAUCUCGGCGCACUACACCACGGCUUACCCGGAGAUUCAUCCCGAUAGCGGCUACGAAUCCAGAGAGACCACCGACAGCCAGGCAAAGACUCCACCAGCUCCGACAUACGAUGAGGAAUUAGUGCACAAGACAAUCCUGGUCGGGGACAGUGGAGUGGGAAAGACGUCUCUGUUGGUGCAGUUCGAUCAGGGGAAGUUCAUCCCCGGCUCCUUCUCUGCUACAGUGGGCAUUGGAUUCACGAAUAAAGUGGUGACUGUUGACGAUGUAAAGGUGAAACUACAGAUUUGGGACACGGCGGGACAGGAAAGGUUUAGAAGUGUGACACAUGCCUAUUACAGAGAUGCACAUGCUUUGUUCCUCCUGUACGACAUCACCAGCAAAACCUCCUUUGACAACAUCAGGGCAUGGUUAACAGAAGUCCAUGAGUAUGCACAGAGUGAUGUAGUCAUCAUGUUGCUGGGCAACAAGGCUGACAUGAACAGUGAAAGAGCGAUCAGGAGAGAUGAAGGAGAGAGGCUGGCCAGAGAGUAUUCAGUCCCUUUCAUGGAGACGAGUGCGAAGACAGGAGUCAACGUAGAGCUGGCCUUCACUGCUGUGGCCAAGGAACUGAAGCACCGGGCAGUCCAGCAUCCCAAUGAACCCAAGUUCCAGAUUCAUGAAUACAUUGAAGCACAGAAGGAGAAGUCAGGCUGCUGCAGCUACUUCUAAAUCUCAUCUCCUGAGUCCUCCUCCCACCACUCUGGGUGAACAGACCAGAGACACACCAAGAGCUACUGAGUGGGAGGAAGCCCUGUUAACUCACUGCUGCCCCCAAAAUAUGAUGCUGCCAUUCAUUCAAGACUAAAAGCCAAAAGUAGAUCAAUGACGUGAGAGGAGGAUAAAACAAGCUAUCGACUCACAAAACCCACAGUUUUCUUUAGUUGAGAACAGUUUAACCAACUCUUUAGACUUGACAUUUAUCAUUAUGUGCAACUGAAUAUUUAUAGUAGAAAUUUUAGCAAAUGGUAUACAAAUGAUUUGAAUUAUAUAAGAAAAUAGCCUUAUACUAUUUGCUUUCUUUGUAAGAGUUAGAUGAGAAUACCACUCUCGUGUAUGGGUGUUAGGUACGGAGCUGGAGUAAGGGCGUGGUUAGCCUAGCUUAGCAUAAAGACUGGAGGCAGGAGGAAACAGCUAGCCUACAGCUCACUCAUUAACACAUUGUAUCUCAUUUGUUUAACCCUUAAAUAUAUGGGUGUUUUUCAAACAUACCUACAUACCUCAGGUCUUUAGCGACCUGGCACGUAUAUAACGCAGAUUAAGCCAUAUAUUAAAAUUAUAUUGCUUAUAAACUUUUCUGAACAAUAACAAACACACAAAAAAUAUAUUUUUGCCAUUUAUGAUUUUUUUUCCAAUCAUUUAUUGAUGGAAGAAAAAUUUGUUUUUUCAAAAUUAAUUCCUAUAUUUCAGUGUAGUCUGAUAUAUUUCAUGGUUACACUGUACUGUCUUACAUAUAGGCGACUGGAAUUUCUCAUAGACUGCUCAGACUUGGACGGUAUCUUGACCGUUGUCCCAUUCAGAGCUCAUGUCGUCUGAGCUAGCUUUGUCAUUCUCUGAUUCAUAAAUGGCACAGAAACUAAUUCCUCAUCAUCAGUGGCCUCAGGUACAUCUUCAUUUCCAGAGCUACUGUCAUCAAACCCCUCCAAUAUCAAAUAAAAUGCUGCUCUGCACUAAACCUGACAACCAGGUGCCGUAACAUCGUGUUACUGUGACAGUAAGCUAAUAUAAACAAACUUUUACGUCAUCGUGUCUGUAUUUAUUCAUAAUAACAGUGAGACAUCAUGAGGCCAAACAGGAAAAUACAAUAUUACCCACCAUUCACUUCACUACAUCCAUCCUCUUGCAUACCUCAGGUCUCUAGCAACUCUAUAAAGAGUUUUUUUUAGAGAAAAACAUUAGUUUUGUUUUUAAACUUUUUAUCAUUUCUGAUACCAGAACAUUGUUAAAAACAAAUAGUUUGAGGAAUAACAGGGAGUAUAGAGCUUAAUUGAAUUAAAUGAAUGAAUUAGACAGGGUGUAAUAUAGUCCCGGGUCGUUAAAGACCUGAGGUGUGCAUUUAAGGGUUAACCCGUACACAAACAGAAAUAUAGCAAGACUAAGAGUCUACAGCCAUGCUAGCAGCUCUGUGAGGCUGUACAGUGGUGCUUUGAGCUAAAUGCUACCAUCAGCAUGCUAGCAUACUCACAAUGACAACGC